UUGGACAGUCAGUUGAGUGAAUCAGAACAGAAUAGACAAGAAUAGAGUAGGAAACUGAAAAUAAUUCACAGGGUAAAUAAACAGAGAAGGUACUUUCAGCAUGUUUCUCAUUCUGAGCUGUCCUGAACAUAGAGUGAGCAUGGUCUAGGAAACAAUCUCCCUUCUCCAGGCUGUCAUCUGGAUAGUGUUGCUUUUAAAUUCACUGAAUUUAUUUGGCAAACAGUGCUGCAAGUGUACUGUUGUAAAAAAAGAUCUCCCUGGAGCGACCCUUCAAGCUAAGAAAAACUAAAAGAAGAAGCUGAGGAGCAGAACUGUAACUAACUUUACAAAAGUCUGGACAAGUUGUAAUCCCAUUGAAGCUCUCUCAUCCAACCUGCUUCCAUAGGAGUGCCUACACCAUUUCAUCCUUGAAUUAUAUCUUCUCCUACCAUCAACCUUUCCUGGAAUGGUCCGGCUGUUGUUUCUGUGGUACCUGGCAGUGGCAGAAGUCAUGGUGAUUGGCUCGGAAAGAAGGCAGCACCAGGUGCAGCAUGGCCCCUGCAGCUACACUUUUAUCCUGCCAGAGGUGGAGCAGUGUCGGCCUGUUGGGGACUUCCAGGAGACCAACUUCCUCCUACGGGACUCACCCUUGCCACCUGAGUCUUCACAAGCUGAACCCACCUGGCAGGAAAGGAAGUUAGAGAGUCUAGAGAGUGCCACAGAGAACAACACACAGUGGCUACAGAAGCUGGAGAACUAUAUUCAGGAGAACGUGCGAUCAGAGAUGGAACGGAGUGUCAUUCACACCCAGACAGCCACCAUGCUGGAGAUAGGAACCAAUCUUCUAAGCCAAUCAGCAGAGAACACACGUAAAUUGACAGAUGUGGAGACACAGGUGCUGAACCAAACCAGUCGUCUGGAGAUCCAGCUGCUGGAACACUCUCUCAGUGCUCACCGGCUGGAGAAGCAGCUCUUUGAACAGACCCAGGAGGUCUCCCGCCUCAAUGACAAAAACAGCUACCUGGAACAGCGUUUUGCUACCAUUGAGGCCAGACACAGCAGAACGCUGCAGGCCAUCCAGCAGGAGAAACAGCAGCUGCUGGAGCUACUGGACAGACAGAGUCACCUGGUCAACCUGCUGGAAGGUGAACUGGCCAGCUCCACCCAUAACAGCACCCUGCUCCAACGCCAGCAGGCCACACUCACAGAUACAGUGCAGCAGCUACUGGCUAUGGUCAAUCACUGUAACGAUAUUUCUGCUCCUAUUGAGAAGGAGAUGGUGAAGUUCAGAGAUUGUGCUGAGAUGUUUAAAUCUGGAGUUACAGAAAGUGGGAUAUAUGACAUUCAUCUUCCUAACUCCACACAAAAAACUAAGGUAUUCUGUGACAUGAAAACAAGAGGAGGAGGCUGGACGGUCUUUCAGCACCGUUAUGAUGGAUCAGUAGAUUUCCAUCGUGACUGGAGGGAUUACAAACUGGGAUUUGGAGAUCCAUCAGGAGAACACUGGAUAGGAAAUGAUGUUAUCCACCUGCUUACCACAUAUAAAGACUACACUCUCCAGGUCCAUCUCAAAGAUGCAGAAGGACACCAGGCUUAUUCUCAAUAUGACCACUUCUACAUUGAUGGAGAGGAUAAGAAGUAUAGUAUCCAUGCAAGAGGUUUUGGUGGUACAGCAGGACGUACCAGUAGUCUCACCCACUCAGGCAUGAUGUUUAGCACUAAGGAUCAAGACAAUGACCAAUGCAGCUGCAAGUGUGCUCAGAUGGCAACUGGAGGGUGGUGGUUUGAAGCUUGUGGGCCAUCUAAUCUCAAUGGGAUAUACCAUUCUGGAAACUCGAAUGUGGUACGCUAUAAUAGCAUUAAAUGGUACUACUGGAAAGGACCAAGCUGGAAGGCUUCCAUGACAACUAUGAUGGUACGACCUGUGGACUUCUAAAAGCAGCAAGAGACUGUCAUAAAUGGGUCAUUUGACUUCACUGACAGCCAAAUCAUCCAAACAAUCUAGUGACAUUAAUGAAAAUCAUGGACAAUUUAAGCAUUGGACAGCUUAUGCCCAGGUUAUUGUAGCCAUUCAAUCUGUCUCCAUUUUGUUUGUUUAGUCUGUUGAAACUGACACAAAUUGCAUCAUAAAUGGUUUAUCUCUCUCUGUAUAGCAAAAGCUCUUGCAAUGUAAAAUGCAAUGAACUGGAAUGGCUGAUCAGUGCUCACAUUUGUACUUGAUGGCAAGUUGUGCUUUGAACCCGAUGUCUGUGGUAAAACACUAACCUAUCAUCCUUCCCCAUCCAGCCCAAGCCUCAGUCCUCCUGGGAGUUUUUCUCCCAUUCUAAAGUGCUUGUAAAGGAUUUAAGAUAGAAUACCUUUAUAAAAGUGCACAAGACACUGUAACAGGUGAAUGUUUUAUAAGCAGACUUUUCAUUAGAAAAUACAGUAGGCCUAUAUAUUUGUAA
Messenger RNA from Xyrauchen texanus (razorback sucker), 2426 nucleotides. Its product is annotated as angiopoietin-2-like. NCBI's taxonomy places the organism in Eukaryota, Metazoa, Chordata, Actinopteri, Cypriniformes, Catostomidae. Gene Ontology annotation, biological process: Tie signaling pathway. Gene Ontology annotation, molecular function: receptor tyrosine kinase binding. The coding region runs from base 446 to 1915 and encodes 489 amino acids. The transcript is spliced from 9 exons. The record is from RefSeq and is a predicted model, not a curated record.